GGGUAACCCUCUGACCAUCUUCGUCACGUAACGAUGCCACGAUUUCCACCCUCACGUCAUCGCGACAAGACGCUCAGUUUGAGCCGAUUAGUUUGCAUCCCGCUCCCGCGGUGUUCUAGCUGAGGGAGGGUCCAGCUGAGUAGUUUGUAUACUCAGCCAGACAGUCCCGCCACUGCGAGUGGUGCGUUCGUAAAUUGGAGUCCAGCUGGUCGUCACCGAAAAUAAGAAAAGAACCCGCCUUUUGAUGGUCUAUAUUUGCAGAGCCUAAAUACCAGAAUUGCUGGAAUCUUGGCGAAGCUGGCCGUCGCUUUCAUGGCUCAGUCUAUCCUAGCGUCGUCAACGGUCGACUUUGGUCCAGAUCUUUCUGUAAUACCACUGCAGGCGGAUCUGGUGCAACAAAGAGGAUCCCUUGCCUCCAAGUGGUCGGAACCAACGGAGAGUGUCAGUCAGGCGACGAAGGAGAAGAAUAAGGUCCCGGUGCUUUUCGACGCAAGGGAGACAUGCACACUCGUUCGACGCAGGGUGAGAUCGUCGUGAUCUAAGCACACUUAAAUCCUAAGAAUAGCAUGCGGGAGGCGUGGCGCAGCUCCUGACAAAGGCUUCCCAUCUUUUCAUCUGCUUCUGCUAAACACGCACCCCGGCAUACUAGCUUUGCCUUUGCAGUGUUCAGGUUGAGCGUGUUCUUGUCAAGCUACGGACACGCACGAGACCAGAUGAGCACAAUGCCUGACCGAACGGGCAGAUCAAAGUGGCAACGACGUGUGCUGCACACAGUCUUCGACUGAUACUGCGUUUUGCACCUGUUGGAACAAGUGCAAUGCAACUCUUGACCCCGGGAAUUGCAUGGCUGCAAUCGAUCCGGGCACUUAGCAUCCACUCCUUCGCCUAUACUUAUUAGGCGCAAAACAUUCCUUUAAUAAUUGCAGAUCGACUAACUAUAAACCGUUUCUCCUCCCCCCUCUCCUUGGCUCGCUCGUAUUGAGCAAGUGGACUCCGUCCUCCUGGCCUAUUCUUUGACCACGGCGCGCAGUCCAGGAGCUGAGCCUGGCAAUUGAGGUGUCUGUAUAGAACCGUCAGGGCCAACAAACGAUCUCUUCUUGUCUCCGCCUGGCAGGCUCCUUUUUUGGCUUUCAAUUGCCGCCUCCGCCACAGCACUACGGACCAUAUCAUGCCCCAACGUCCGAUUGCCUAGGGUCCUCUAAGUAGACGGGAACACCCGCGACCAGCUCGCAUUCGCUCUGUUCAAUUGUACGUCUGGAGUUAUCAUUUCAUCAAAUUCCACGGGUCAUAAUAUUCUUUCGCUGUCCGCACUCUCUACCAUCUGGUUUGUCAACGUCCCUUAUGCAGACAUGCGAAACAAGAACCCAUCAACACUCGGCAGCGAUUAUACUUACUGCCUUGCCUCGCGUCUCUAACAAUCAUGACCAGCUCCCGGCCGUACAAAUUGAACCGCCAGCAUCACCAACUCGGAUGUCACCCAGGAGGUUGUCAUGGAGAAGGAGACGAGAUACGUCGACAUCGUCGCAAGCGUCUGCGCCCGAGCCCUAUCACCAAGUGAUCCAGCCGCAGUUUCAACCAUUGCACCGAUCGAUGAGCGAUUUGUCGCCUGUCAGUCCGCUAGCCGAUAGAGAAACCUUUAUCAGCGACCUCGGUAGGGGGUUCACUAUAUCAGGAUUCUCGCGAAGGCAUGCAUCUCAAGACUCGACUCUUGUUAACACUCGACAAGAAUAUGUUGCCUAUAGACCAUACUACCAAAGACCAGAGCCCACCUUAUUAUCGGGACCGCCGCUGAUAACGUCGUUUGUGGAGGAUACGUCAACGUCGGUAGCUCCUCACACAACGCAGUCCACCACGCCGUGGCCGAUGCGUGUGGACAGUAUGGCGCAAUCGUACGGCCUCCAGCCCACAUACAUGGGCUUCAACCCGGUUGAAGGCAAUGGUUACCAGGAGCGGGGAUACGAUCCGAGCUCGCAGAGCCAACUCUCCGCGCAGCACACAUUUAUGACUUCGCCCACGAGCUACUCCGGAUCCAGUGAGGUCGUGGUGGAGAGGCGUGCGCACAAUCGGGCGAGGUUAUCGCGGCCGGCGGGGACGCUGCACUUGACGUAUCCACCUACCUCGUCUCCGCCCAUGCGACGGGACAGCGAAGCAAUUGACGAGUUCACGUCACCUACGGACUUCGCACUCUUCGCCGAAGCAACGUCGUCGCUCGACAUCUCGCCCGCGCCGUCACCCAACCCGGCGAUGGGUGGCGGCUGGUCGCGCACACCAGAGCCUAGCCCUGCACCCGCGCCGGUCAGCUACGCGCCCGCAGCGCCGUACUCGCGCCCGCAACCGACCGCCGUAUCAUCGACACGCUUGGCGGCGCCGCUGCCGCCGCUGCCUACGCAGACGCGAUCCCGCAGCUCUCCUGCCUCGGUCCCGGCAGUGCGACGGCAAGCCAGCCAGCAGGAGAUGAUCGCCGAGGCGCUCGCCGGCCUGGGCAUCGAGGAUCGCGUCGGCAGCGAUGACGACGAAUUACCCAACUAUGAGCAGAGCCAGGCUGAGGUCAUGGCCGCGAAGCGGAGGGAGGCAGCUGCUCGGGCGCGGGAACUGGACGAGGCCUGGAUGCGCUCGCGGCGGCGGGGAGGCUGAACACCAUCCUCCUCCUGCUCCUCUUCCUUAUCCUGAUCCUCUCCUUCCUCCUUAGGGGUUCCAUCCUUCUUCCCAAUCCGUAGUAUUUGAUCCUCUUUGCACACGAAGCGUUGCAUUUCCCCUCAAAGCCGUGAUAUCCCUUUUCCCCCUUUCGGAUUUUAUUUUUGUUUCUUUUUAUUUCGCCGUCUGUUCGAGUUUUCCAGCCAGCACUGUAGCGUUCCGCGUCUUUCAUUGUCAUACGCCGGGCAAAAUUAGGGUGUGAAGUUCA
Messenger RNA from Verruconis gallopava, 2902 nucleotides. RefSeq lists its product as uncharacterized. NCBI's taxonomy places the organism in Eukaryota, Fungi, Ascomycota, Dothideomycetes, Venturiales, Sympoventuriaceae. Bases 1342 to 2634 code for a protein of 430 amino acids. The record is from RefSeq and is a predicted model, not a curated record. The transcript has a single exon.